AUUACAGUAUAUAUUGUUAUAUUUUUGGAAAAUUUGAUGGUUUUUGUCAUCCAAGAAAUUAUAGCAUUAUUUGUUUCUAUCACAAUUUCUAAAAAUAAGUAGAAAUUUAUAGUUAGUAAUGCCUAUGAAGACUUCAACUAUCUGUUACAUACAUGAGUCCACCGAAUGUCUAAUGCAAGAAUACACCGUAAAGGAAGUUAUGGUGGUUGCAUUAAUGCAGUUUCUGUUGAAAGACUUUGGAGUUGUAUGGGAUUUUUACAAACAAAUGUUACAAUUAAUUGUAUAUAUAUUAGUUACUAUUCAAUUUAUGACUGAUGAAGAAACUAAAUAUUUGAUAGAUCAAAGGAUGUUUAGGAAUGAAGUGUUUUGGGGUUUAAGUAGUGUAAAUCAAAUGGACUUUUGGAAUAGUAUCACAAUAAAAUCAACAAAUGCUUUUGAACAACAUUUAUGACAAUACAAAUAAAAACAAAAUGGAAAAAUUUUGUAAAGGAACAUACUGCAAAUAUACUAAAUAUAUAAAAUUAU
Messenger RNA from Rhizophagus irregularis DAOM 181602=DAOM 197198, 525 nucleotides. RefSeq lists its product as uncharacterized. Lineage: Eukaryota; Fungi; Glomeromycota; Glomeromycetes; Glomerales; Glomeraceae. The record is from RefSeq and is a predicted model, not a curated record.